Entrophospora candida is the source of this 474-nucleotide messenger RNA. The record is from the annotation of a GenBank genome assembly. NCBI's taxonomy places the organism in Eukaryota, Fungi, Glomeromycota, Glomeromycetes, Entrophosporales, Entrophosporaceae.
UUGUAAAUAUUUUAAAAUUUAUGGAUUUAAAAGAUUACACAACUGAAAAGCCAAAUUAUUUUCAUGGUUCAAGAAUGUAUACAUUGUCAUUAGCAAUUGAUCAAGCAGAUUAUGUUACAUUUGUUUCAUAUACAAUGGCUAAAGAAAUGGUGGAAGGACUGAUGGAUUUCUAUCUUAAAGAAUUGAUUAUGCCUAGUAUACUGGAAUGUGCUAGAACAGGAGAUUGGAUUGGCAUAACUAGUGGCAUUGAUCUUAUAAGUUUUAAUCCAUUUAAUGAUAUAUUAUUAAUUGAAACCAAUUCAAACUUUCCAAAAAACAUUAAUACAUUCAAUCCAAAUACCCUUGUUCAUGGAAAUAUUGAAGAACAUUAUAACGACCUGGUAAUUUAUUCAAAAUAUAGUGCAAAAAAACAUUUGAUUAGAGAAGGUCUUUUGAGAGAAGAAGAUUUGAAUCGUGUGAUUGUGUUGUUUGUAG